AUGCCUCGACUGCGCCUGUGUGACUUUCGCCUGCUCUCGCGAAAGACCUCGAUCACAGAUUUUGGGGCGAGUUCCGAGCAGCUGAGAGUGCGGCUUCUCGCGACGCAACUCAGCCCGGAUUCCGACUUUUUUGCAGCUGUGUGCUAUCCUGGCUCAGCUGCGGCCAUUUGUCUGCGCGACGAGUUUACCCAGCCCUCCUGA
This is a messenger RNA of Pseudocercospora fijiensis CIRAD86, 201 nucleotides long. RefSeq lists its product as uncharacterized. The coding region runs from base 1 to 201 and encodes 66 amino acids. NCBI's taxonomy places the organism in Eukaryota, Fungi, Ascomycota, Dothideomycetes, Mycosphaerellales, Mycosphaerellaceae. The transcript has 4 exons. The record is from RefSeq and is a predicted model, not a curated record.